AUGUUUAAAAGAAAAACUUCUGAAUCAGAAUUAAAUUUAACUUUGGAUAAUAAUCCUAAAACUGUGAUUAAUAAAAACUAUAAUAAUUAUUAUAAAACAAUCGAAAAGAAAUCAAAAAUAGAAACAAAAACAAUAAAUAAUAAAAUAACUAACGUUCUUAAUACCAAACAAAUAAACAAAUCAUUAAAAAAGAAAAAAGAAGAUAGUGAGAGUGAAAGUGAUAGCGAUAGUGAUUAUGAAGAUAGUGAAGAUGAUGAUGAUGAUGAUGAUGUUAAAGUAUCUAAAAGUAAAUCAACAACAACAACAUUUAAUGUUGGUGGUAAAUCUAAAAUAAGCUAUUCAACUUUGGAAAAGAGUUGUAAUACGCUAAAGGAUGACUGGCCUCAAUGGCGCAAAGAUUUAUAUCAUAAAGGUUGGGCAGUCGUUCCCAAUGUCGUUCCAACAGAUCGUUGUGCCACCUAUAGUAGUGCCUUUUGGGACUGGAUGGAGAACUUCAAUACCGGCGUAAAGAGAGAUGACUCUUCGACAUGGGUCAAUUCUAAUUGGCCUGGUAAUAUUCACGGUAUCUUUCAGCAUUACGCAUUCGGACAAAACCAAUUCGUUUGGGAUAUCAGAGUAGAACAACCAAUUAUCGAUGUAUUUACAAAGAUCUAUAAUACCGAUAAGCUGGGAAGUAAUAAGUUUGGUUUUAGAUGUGUUCAGGGAUUCUUGAAUUUAAAUCAUUGCCAAGACAAUGAUGGUGGAUUGAUUGUUUACGAAGGAUCUCAUUUGGUUCAUGACAAAUAUUUCCGAGAGACUGGAAUCGAUUCCAAGGGUGAUUGGUGGAAAUUCGAUGACGAUCCAAUCAAACUAAGUUACUUUAAGGAUUGCAAGAAGGUCAAGGUGAACUGCAAUAUUGGUGAUAUCGUGCUGUGGGACUCACGUACCAUUCAUUAUGCAUGUGCACCGACUACUCCUGAACGUUGUCGUAUGGUUGUAUAUGUCUCUUAUCAACCUGCAUCGCUCAUCUCUGACUCUGAUUUGAAAAAGAAAGUGAAAUGCUUCAAAGAGAAGAGAAUGACAUCUCAUUGGGCAAGCGAGAAUAUUAAGAUGUUUCCAAAGAAUCCUAGAACCUAUGGCAAUAAUGCUAUCAUCGAUAGAUUUAAAUACGAUGAAAAGAAACUUCCUGUUUUAACAAAUCGUGCAAAACAACUUGCUGGUUUGAUUCCAUAUAACAAUAGUUUUAAAUAA
Messenger RNA from Heterostelium album PN500, 1230 nucleotides. RefSeq lists its product as uncharacterized. The record is from RefSeq and is a predicted model, not a curated record. The transcript has 2 exons. NCBI's taxonomy places the organism in Eukaryota, Evosea, Eumycetozoa, Acytosteliales, Acytosteliaceae. The coding region runs from base 1 to 1230 and encodes 409 amino acids.